Molecule: messenger RNA, 1860 nt
Organism: Panicum hallii
Lineage: Eukaryota; Viridiplantae; Streptophyta; Magnoliopsida; Poales; Poaceae
Product: putative polyol transporter 1
Exons: 2
Coding region: 77-1681 (534 amino acids)
Biological process (GO): transmembrane transport
Cellular component (GO): membrane
Molecular function (GO): carbohydrate transmembrane transporter activity
Source: RefSeq, a predicted model, not a curated record
UGUAAAACAAACUUGUGCACCACUAUAGCUAGCAGUAGCAGCAGCCUCCUGGUCCAAGCUCCCAUAGAAGGUAACAAUGGCAGAACAGCCCAAGGAAGCAACAAACACGGCAGCCUCCGGUGGCCUCCCCGGCGGCGUCGCGGCGCGGAAGAAGAGCAACGUCCGGUUCGCCUUCGCCAGCGCCAUCUUGGCCUCCAUGACCUCCAUCCUCCUCGGCUACGACAUCGGGGUGAUGAGCGGCGCGGCGCUGUUCAUCAAGGAGGACCUCAAGAUCUCGGACGUCGAGGUGGAGGUCCUGCUGGGCAUCCUCAACCUCUACUCGCUCAUUGGCUCCUUCGCGGCAGGGCGCACCUCCGACUGGAUCGGCCGCCGGCUCACCAUCAUCCUCGCCGCCGUCAUCUUCUUCGUCGGCGCCUUCAUGAUGGGCUUCUCGGUCAACUACCCUAUGCUCAUGGCCGGCAGGUUCAUCGCCGGCAUCGGCGUCGGCUACGCGCUCAUGAUCGCGCCCGUCUACACGGCAGAGGUCUCGCCGGCGUCGUCGCGGGGCUUCCUCACCUCCUUCCCCGAGGUGUUCAUCAACUUCGGCAUCCUGCUGGGCUACGUCUCCAACUACGCCUUCUCCCACCUCAGCUUGAAGCUCGGCUGGCGCCUCAUGCUUGGCAUCGGCGCCGCGCCUUCUGUCGUCCUCGCGCUCAUGGUGCUGGGCAUGCCCGAGUCGCCGCGCUGGCUGGUCAUGAAGGGCCGCCUCGCCGACGCGAGAGUGGUGCUCGACAAGACCUCCGACACGCCGGAGGAGGCAGCCCUGCGCCUCGCGGAGAUCAAGGAGGCGGCCGGCAUCCCGGCCGACCUCGACGGGGACGUCGUCACCGUGCCCAAAAGGGCCGGCGGCGAGAAGCUCGUGUGGAAGGAGCUGAUCCUCUCCCCGACACCGGGCGUCCGGCGCGUGCUCCUGUCGGCGCUCGGCAUCCACUUCUUCCAGCAGUCGUCGGGCAUCGACUCGGUGGUGCUCUACAGCCCACGUGUGUUCCAGAGCGCCGGCAUCACCGACAAGAACAAGCUGCUCGGCACGACGUGUGCCGUCGGCGUGACCAAGACGCUCUUCAUCCUGGUGGCCACGUUCACGCUGGACCACUUCGGCCGGCGGCCUCUUCUGCUGACCAGCACCGGGGGCAUGGUCGUCAGCCUCGUGGGCCUCGGGAUCGGCCUCACCGUCAUCGGCCACCAUCCGGAGGGCACCACCAUCCCCUGGGCCAUCGGCGUCUGCAUCGCCUCCAUCCUCGGCGUGGUCGCCUUCUUCUCCAUCGGGCUCGGCCCCAUCACGUGGGUGUACAGCUCGGAGAUCUUCCCGCUGCACCUCCGCGCGCUCGGGUGCGCGCUGGGCGUGGGCUUGAACCGCGUCACGAGCGGGGUGAUCUCCAUGACUUUCCUGUCGCUCUCCAAGGGCAUCACCAUCGGGGGCAGCUUCUUCCUCUACGCGGGCAUCGCGUCGCUCGCCUGGAUCUUCUUCUUCACCUACCUCCCCGAGACACGCGGCCGCACGCUCGAGCAGAUGGGCGAGCUCUUCGGCAUCCCCAACAUGACCGGCGACAGCGACAGCUACCAGCAGCAGCAGUCUCCGGAGAAGGAGAAGAACAACGUCGAGAUGUCAUCGACGGCCACUAGUGAUGUCAGAAACGAGUGAUGUGAUGAACUUUGCAAUUGUACGUGUAUGUUGAUGUGUGUCGUGUAAACGGUGUAAGCAAUAACUAGUGAUGUAGUGUAAUAUGUUGUAUAUUAGUGUAUGCAUGCAUAUGGUGGUUGGAGACAUGUUGUCAGUUGCCUCAAGAAAAAUUAAUUUAUUCUCAGCCACUCCCUAUGUAA